CGAAGCGUGAUUAAUCUCUUAUCUCUUACAUUUCGGUCUACCUAUUUUUAAGCGUUUGACAGAUGCGGAAGAUUAAAUAUAUGAUUGAAAAGAUAAAUGACGGAUCGCAAUCUUUAAUUAAUCAAUAAAAAUAUAAUUUAAUUUUUUUAAAUAAUCUAUAUGAUGAACGAACAUUCAAAAUUCAAAUACAAUCUGACAAUGUCUAACCCUAAUCUAAGAGAGGGGGGAUAAGAAAAAUUGACGUCAUCAUGUCAGAUGUCAGUUGAUGUAAAGGUGAAUUGUGUAUGCUUCUACGUGAACAUCAUUCUGCAGAAAAAAUGAGAUAUUUGCAUUUUAAAUAUUCCUGUGAUUGGUAUUGAAAGACUGAUGACUUGUCUUGGCGAUGUUAAUGUACGCAUCAAGCUAGCCACUGAAGAAGAAUGAAUUCUCACAAGAGCUCGAUGAGUUUAUAUUAUUUGCGACGUUCGUAGCAACGAGAUUCGCCGAUUUGAUCUUCGUUGAGCAAACAUGAAUAAGAGCCACGCGAAGAGACUGAAUCAAUUGCCGAAUUGGCUAUGGACGAAUUCGACCACCUUGCCGCCGGUUUACAAGAUGGUAUGGGAGGCGGUACGAGAUGAUCGAGUCAGGUCGAACGGCAUGCAGACCGAGCUGCUUGUCGACACCAAUAAGGUAUUUCCACUGCUGCUCACUAGCCAGUUGCCCACGGAGGUUCUCGGUCACAUAUGGAGUUUAGCUAAUCAGAAGUACGCUGGACAGCUGACCGAACAAGAACUGUACGUCGUCCUGGCUCUCGUCGCUGCUGCACAGACUUCUUACACCUUCAAUAGUCUCGAUAUACUGCAUUUACUUCCCUUCCCUCCUACGCCGUAUUUAAAUAUAGAUUGUUUGAUGAAUCUGCAACCUACUGCGCAAACAAACACGCAACAGAAACUUCAAAACUAUGGUAACGAGGAGUUCAAUGUCAAUAAUAUAAGUGUAGAAGGAAAAUAUACCUCUGAUGUUAGAGGAAAAAUUAAAGUUAGAGCUCACACAAAUACAAUGUCUGAUGUGAAUACACCCUUUUCGAACAAUACAUGUGGAAAAUUAUCAUGUUCCGAUAGCAAGACUCUAAUAUCUGGCACAACUGCAAACAGUUUUAAUAAUAUGUUAAAAGAAAUAAAACAAACUCCACGUGUUCAAAUCGACAUUCCACCUGCAUCGUCCUUCGAUGAGUCCUGCGAUGAAUUCACCGAAUUUCAGAGCGCACCGAUUUCUAACAUCCCCACUGCAUCAAUUUGGGAUAGUAAACAAGGUUCUGCAAUUGGCAGCAGACUUGCUAAUCAUAAUCUAGGAGUAAAGAAAACAGUCGACAAAGUCAAGAAAGCCACUACUGGAACAAAAACUGUACAUAUUAAUAGUCAAAUUCGUACGUCUGCACCUGCAAGUUUACCAUAUCAAAGUAAAGAUCAGUCAACAAUAGAAGGUCCGUUGGAUCUAUUUUCUAAAUGCGGAGUAAAGAAUCAAUCGAAAACAGUAAUACUCAAAGACACUGUGAUCAGAAAUAAUGAUUCGCCUAAGGAUUAUAAUGAUAGUUUUAGUAAUCUGGCAAAUGUAAUAGAGCCUAUAUCUCUUAGCAAUGAUAAAGAGACACUUAAAAUGGAGUUAACACCAAAGGCUGUCACAGUAGAUAUGUCUAAUUCUAUUCAACAAGAUUUAAUGAGCUUGCAACAAAUUGAAGAUAAAUACAGUGCAUUGCGUGCAUUAGUUCAGGAAACAUCUGUCGUGAAUGAUGCAAAUUUAGAUUUAACUGUUAAUAAUCAAUCAGCCGACGAGUUCGGAGAAUUUAUGUCUGCGGAACAACCAUCUACUAAUCAUUCUACGAUCAUAUCAGAUACUUCGGAUACUGAAAGCUUUAGUAAUAUUUUUGCAGAUUUUGAGUUUAGUAAAGUGCAUUCUAAUGUUGACAACAAUAAUUUGGCAGAUCUGAACUUUAUAUCCGAAGUAUCUGAGACCUUUAAUAAUUUAAAACUUGAUGAUGGAAUUGAAGCACAAUUGGUAGAGUCAGGAAAAAAUAUUCAGAAAGAGGAUGCUAUUUCGAUAAAUAGUGUAGAAUUGAUUAGUGGUCCAUCUGAAGCACUGCCACGAUCAGGAUCUGUGCCUAGCUUAGAUCUUAAAUCAUUUUUACCUUCAAACAUAGAGGAAGAUCAAAUUGUAGAAACUUCACAGCAGACUAUGUAUUGGGAAUGGAAACAAUAUAUGGAAAGUUGUGUUUUACUGCUACAAGUUGCAGCCAAUAUAUUUACCAAUAUAACAUCAGAAUUAGUUUUGCAGGAGGUUUUAAAUUCAGCUCAAGGAUACAACUUUCUCUGCCAUUUAGCUGAAGUUGCAGCUGUUUGUAGACGUGUUAAUUUUUCAUACAAAGAGUUAGACAUAAACAUUAUUGGAUUUGAUGAUCUUUUAAUGGAUAUUGAUCGGAUUUGGGCUGAAAUGGAACCUUUUUAUGCUAAUAUACCAAUUGUCACUGAAUUACCAGCUUGGCCAUUACACCAGGGAGAAUGUGUGUCUUGCUCCUUAUGUUUAACAGUUAUUACGAGUGGUCGAGUUGUUUAUAAUGAUAAUAAUUAUCAUGUAACAUGCGCAAAUUUGUGGCUUAAUUGCGUAAACAAUCAAUUGCCGGUAAUGCGAUACUCUUUACUUUAUCAACCAAAUAUGUGUCCAGGAAGCCACAUUUAAAUGCCAAUCUGUAUACAGUUGCAACGUUUUCUAAUUUAGACUAAGAAUACACAUUUUACAUACAUAUCUCUUAUUAAUAGAAUUCGUAAAUUCGAUCAAAGUAUUAAUAUUGAAAAUAAUCUCUAAAAGUAGAGUUCUGAUAAAAUUUUCAUUAAUCUAGUAAAAUCAUCUAUAUGUAUAUAAGUAAAAAAAUGCAAAUGUUAUGUCAGUUAUUUAUUAAAUUCUUAUACUUUCUAUAAAUACUUAAUAAUAUGCAUACAAUGAUAUAUAAAAAUGUAGAAGUAUAUUUAUAUUUAAGUAUGCAAAUAUAUUUAUAUAUUUAUUUCAAUAUAAUGAAUAAUGUGGUUGCAUUUCAAACAAUGAUGUAAUUUUAGUGCAAUAUUAUAAAUUAACAAAAAAUUUUAUUUUAUUUACAUAGUAUAAAAAAUUUUUAUAAUUCUUGAUUACAAUUAACGUUGACUUGUAUCGCGUGGCCUAUAAACUAUUCCUCUGCUUUUCAUUUCUCUAAUGACACCAGCUGGUAACCGUCCUGACACUGAUAUAGCAUAAACACCCUUGCAGAAACGAUCUGGAGCAAACAGAAUCUCUGUUAAUGUUGGCCAUAAUUAAAAUAAUUAGAUAGGAAAUUUUAAUUCCUAAAAAGAUAUUGUGCAUCAUUCUAUUUACAUCUUGAUAAUAAGAAAGUUAUAUGUAUACAAAUAAAUAUGUUCCUCAAUAAAUAGA
This is a messenger RNA of Cataglyphis hispanica, 3435 nucleotides long. Its product is annotated as synergin gamma-like. The record is from RefSeq and is a predicted model, not a curated record. The coding region runs from base 508 to 2712 and encodes 734 amino acids. Gene Ontology annotation, molecular function: protein binding. Gene Ontology annotation, cellular component: clathrin coat of trans-Golgi network vesicle. The transcript has 6 exons. NCBI's taxonomy places the organism in Eukaryota, Metazoa, Arthropoda, Insecta, Hymenoptera, Formicidae.